Choloepus didactylus (southern two-toed sloth) is the source of this 3476-nucleotide messenger RNA. RefSeq names its product acrosin (gene ACR). Gene Ontology annotation, biological process: acrosome reaction; proteolysis. The record is from RefSeq and is a predicted model, not a curated record. Lineage: Eukaryota; Metazoa; Chordata; Mammalia; Pilosa; Megalonychidae. Gene Ontology annotation, molecular function: serine-type endopeptidase activity.
AGGAGUUGAGAUGAUACUCAACAGAAGAUGUGAGAUUUCCCAGCAGACAGGAGGUAUGAGGAGUCCUGAGACAGCAGCAGGGCAGCUGGGACCUCAUUACACUCACCUGGGUGAAACACAACUUCUUGACAUUCAGGUAGAGGAUACACCUCUUGAUCCUCAGGUAGAGAAUGCACAAGGUAAUGCUCCGACGGUGGAGAUGAAACCUCUGGCACUGAGAGGAAAUGAGGCAGCCUCAUAUUAAGGGACAGGAGAUGCUAUCUGCCUGAUAUCCAGAUGAGGUAUAGGGGGCCCCACAGGACAUCUGGUUGAGGAAGCGUGACCUCCUGGAAGGGGAGAUAACUUAUGACAUUCAGUUGUAGACACUCAGAUAGAGGAAUUAAGAUAAUCUGAAGAUGUGAAAAUUCUAAACACUCAGGAAGAGGAGGUGACAGAUCCUGACACUCAUAUAGGUGAGAUGCAGCCUCUCGACUCCCAGGUGUGAUGGCUGAGACGCAGAGGAAGGAAGUCAGCCCCUCAUGCAGGUAGUCGGGGAAGGACCUUCUGACACUCUUGCAGAGGAGAUGACACCUUUUAACACUUACCCUCAGGUGAGAUGCUGUCUCCUGACACUCAGAAGCAGGAAAUGGUACUUCUUGAUACUCUGGUAGCUAAGAUGAGGUCUUCUGACACUCAAGUAUAGGAGAUAAAACCUUGUGACACUGAGAUUCCAGAGGAGACCCAGUGACCCUUGGAAAGUAGGAGAUCUUGUGAUACUCAGCAAUGGGCAGGAAGGUGGGCUUGGUAGACACAAGUUAAGCAAAAUCAAAAUGGCUCUUGGAAAGUGUGCUAACAUGUGCUUGGAAAAGGGAAAUGAUUUGCCCCACAAAGUAUUAAGGGCCUAUCAGCCUUUGAGCCUGAGUCCCCUUUAAACACUGACAGGUUGCAGCACCAUCUCAUCCUGGAGGGGCUGAGCUGCCUCUCAAGAACAGGGGCUGUGGUCACAGCUUGCAUGAGGGGCAGACCCCAAACCUGCUCAAAGCCAGAACCUUGGAUGAUGUAAGACCUUGGGAGAGUUAACUGGGAAUGAAGACCCUCAUUCAGCAUAAACCAGUUACGCCAAGGAGUCCCUGUCUGGACUGACUGCUGGGGAAAGGGGGUGGGAGAAAGCCCUGCUGAUUGGUCAGAAGGCCGCAGAGCUUUGUGAAGUCACCAGGCUUCCGGGCAAGCUGGGGCAGAAGUAUGAUGGAGAUGCUGCCAACUGCCGUUCUACUGGUCUUGGCAGUGUCUGUGGCCGCCAAAGAUAACGACACGUGUGAGUAAGUGUCAAGGGCACCUCAGUGGGGCGGAAGGAGUCUCUCACUAGCAGGCCCCUUCAGGGGCAGGGAGAAGGAGGCAGAGCUCAGCCCUUCUCCUGGUCUUACAACUCCCGUGAGCCAUGUCCCCAUCUGAAGCCCUCCUUGCUGUCAACAGUGACCGUCCAAUGGCCCUGGGUCCCCAGCUGCCAGUAGUUUACUCCUGAGAUGGACUCUCACAGUGCCUGGGUUCCCGCUGCCCCUAGAUCUGUGUCCCCUCCUUCUAGUGACUGAUCCCACUGCUUCUCUGACCUUCCAACCUGGGGCUGACCCCAAAUACCCCACGGUAUCUUCAUGCCACCCCUCUAGGAUGUCCACCUCAUCUGUGGACUCCCACAAGCCCUCCAAUGUCAAUAACUCCCCAACUAUACGUGGUCUCCCACCAGCAUCACAGUUCCCAGACUUUUACCUCUAGACACCCUCUGCUCCUAGUGCCCCUACACCUGUGGGAGGCCCCACCUGCCUAUAACUACUCUCCUUCCCCCCGCCCCCACCAUCUUGCAGCUCCAAGGCCUCCUUAGUCCCUGGGCUCUUCCUUGAGUUUCCCCCAUGUGUCUCUCAAGACCUGAGGCCAUUAUUCCCCUCCACCCCGAGGCCCUCCAUCGCAUCCCCAGUCUCCCCUCCAGGGCCCUCACAGCCUGUCCUUGCAGUCUGUGGCCCUCUCUUUCCCCAUCUUAUGACCACACUCACGAGAUCCGAGAAGUCAAACCCACCGCACCCUUGGGGCCUGCUGCCUCCUCAGAGCCCCACAGCGCUGCCCACCAGCCGUUCCCCCUCGUGGUUCCUCACAGUCCCAGAAGCCCACCUUUCUUCGGGCUGCCAGUGGAUUUCCCACUUUUCCCACCCUCAGAGCCAGGCUCUCCCCAGGUGCAGGGGUGCAGGGAUGGGUGACGGGCUGUGCCUUUUCCCUGCUCUCGACUGUGGCUGGUCUCUCCUCAGUGGCACCUGUGGACUGCGGUUCAGGCAGGGCCUGCCAGGGUCCGUCCGCGUCAUCGGCGGGCAGGCGUCAGCACCAGGGUCCUGGCCCUGGAUGGUCAGCGUCCAGCUCUUCACUGACCGUAACAACCGGAGGUACCACAGGUGCGGUGGCGUCUUGCUGAAUCCCCACUGGGUGCUUUCUGCUGCUCACUGUUUCAAGGACAAAGAUAAAGCCAAUCAGUGGAGGCUGAUUUUUGGAGCCAGGGAAGUGUUGUCUGGGAGCAAUGCACCCAUAAAGCUGCCCGCAGAGGAGAGGUUCGUGGAGAAGAUCAUCGUUCACGAAAAAUACGACGACAGGCUAAAGAAGAACGACAUCACGCUUCUGAGAAUCACCCCUCCUAUUUCGUGUGGGAGCUUCGUCGGCCAGGCCUGCCUGCCCCUCUUCAAGGCAGGCCCCCCCACAAUUCCCCAGGCCUGCUGGGUGGCUGGCUGGGGCUUCCUGAGAGAGAGUGGCUCCCAGCCGGCGUCCAUGCUGCAGGAGGCCCGCGUGGUCCUCAUCGACCUGGACCUGUGCAACUCCACGGAAUGGUACAACGGGCGAAUCAGUGCAACCAACGUGUGUGCAGGGUACCCCGAAGGCAAGGUUGACACCUGCCAGGGGGACAGCGGCGGGCCCCUCAUGUGCAAAGACAACGUGGAGAACGUCUAUGUGGUCGUGGGGAUCACAAGCUGGGGGGUAGGCUGUGCCCGUGCCAAGCGCCCUGGAGUCUACACGUCCACCUGGCACUAUCUGGACUGGAUCGCCUCCAAGAUCGGUUCCAGCACCCUGCACAUCGCCCAGCCGGCCACUGCCCCCUCUGCCAGCACACAGCCCCAACCCGCCCAGCCCUCUCCGGCCCGACUCCCCUCUGUUCGUCCCUGGUAUUUUCAGCACCCUCCUCGGCCUCCUCCCCAGCCCCGACCCCCUCCUCCCCCACCUCCCCCGCCUCCUCCACCCCCUCCUCCGCCCCCGCCACCCCCGCCACCCCCCCCCACCUCCACCUCCACCACAGCUGCCCAAGCGCUCUCCUUCCCCAAGCGCCUGCGGCUCCUCAUUGAGACCUUGAAGAGGAAGACCGCCUAUGAAAUCAAGGGCUCUUUGGACUUGGAGGCCACAGACCACUCUCAGCUGACCCCCUCCCUCCUGAUCCAACCCCACCCUCAACAGACCCAGUGAAUUCUUUA